Molecule: messenger RNA, 1452 nt
Organism: Miscanthus lutarioriparius
Lineage: Eukaryota; Viridiplantae; Streptophyta; Magnoliopsida; Poales; Poaceae
Source: the annotation of a GenBank genome assembly
AUGGCCGCCGCCUCCACUCUCUUCUUGCUCUCCCUCGCCCUCUUGCUCCACCUCCAUGCCGGGCCCGCGGGAUCGGUGCCGGUGUCGGUGUCCACCGCGCUUCCCGUGGCAGGGGACGCGCUGGCGCCGCAGCUGCCGAGGGCGGAGCUGGCGGCCAUCUUCCGGGUGAUGGCGGACCUCCUCGGCGACCCGGCGUGGCCGCGGCUCCACCCGCGGCCCUGCACGGACACGCCGUGGCCGGGCCUGCAGUGCGAGGUGGCGCCCGACGACGCGCGCGUGCUCCGCGCCACGCGCCUCCACUUCGGCCCCGACGUUGCCACCCCGCCCUGCAGGCCCGGGGCCAGGCUCGACGCCGCCUCGCUGCGCGGCCUGCCGCACCUCCGGACGCUCUCCAUCUUCGGCUGCUUCUCCGGCGCCGCUGACCAGGCCGCCGCCGUCGAGCUGCCGCCCGCGCUGUUCGCGGGCGCGGCGUCGUCCUCGCUCGAGCAGAUCGUGCUCAAGUCCAACCCCGGCCUCGGGGGCCCCAUUCCGGCGACGUUGAGCGGACUGCGGAGCCUGCGCGUGCUCAGCCUCUCGCAGAACGGCUUCCGUGGCGGGAUCCCCAGGGAGCUCGGCGGCCUCGCCGCGCUGCAGCAGCUCGAUCUCAGUUACAACAACAUCACCGGCGAGAUACCCGAUGAGAUUGGUGCCAUGUCGAGCCUGACCAUCCUUGACCUGAGCUGGAACAGCAUCGACGGCGGCGUGCCGGCGCCGCUGGGCAAGCUCCAGAGGCUGCAGAAGGUGGACCUGAGUUACAACCGCCUCGCCGGCCGCGUGCCGCCGGAGGUGGGGUCGCUGCGGGAGCUCGUGUUCCUUGACCUGAGCCACAACAGCCUCGCGGGCUCGCUGCCGACCUCGCUGGCCGGACUGUCCAGGCUGCAGUACCUGCUGCUGCAGGACAACCCGCUCGGCACGGCGGUGCCGGCGGUGGUCGGGUCGCUGCGCCGGCUGCAGGUGCUGGGCCUGUCCGGGUGCGACCUGACGGGGCCCAUCCCGCGGGGCGCGUUCGCGGCGCUGGCCAGCCUCACGGCGCUGUCGCUGGACCGGAACCGCCUGGACGGGCCGAUCCCGGCGAGCCUGGCCGCGCUGCCGCACCUGGGCCAGCUCAACCUCAGCCAGAACCGGCUGGCCGGGGAGAUCGCGCUGCCGGGGCACUUCGUGGCGCAGCUCGGCAGGCGCCUCGAUGUGCGGGGCAACGACGAGCUGUGCGUCGGCAGGGGCCUGCAGGGGAGCGGCUACCUGGGGGCUCCGCCGUGCGUGGACAGGCGCAACGGCGACGGCUCGCCGGAGAGAUCCGGUGCUGCGGCGGCGGCCGGCGGUGGGCGACGACGGUGUUACGCGGCCGUCGGCCUGUUGGACGGGUCGGCGUGUCAUCUUUUUGUGUCGUGUCUGGUGCUCGUGUUCCAGUUGUGA